GGGGCGCGCCGGGCCGGAGAGGCGCGCUCCGGCCGCGCUCGCUCCGCGUUCCCUUCGCUUCCUUCGCUCGCUCGUUCCCUCCUCCCUCGGCAGCCGCGGCGGCAGCAGGAGAAGGCGGCGGCGGCGGCUGGGGAUAGACAUGGCGGCGGAUCUGAACCUGGAGUGGAUCUGCUCCCUGCCUCGCUCCUGGACUUACGGGAUCACCAGGGGCGGCCGAGUCUUCUUCAUCAACGAGGAGGCCAAGAGCACCACCUGGCUGCACCCCGUCACCGGCGAGGCCGUGGUCACCGGACACCGGCGGCAGAGCACAGAUUUGCCUACUGGCUGGGAAGAAGCAUAUACCUUUGAAGGUGCAAGAUACUAUAUAAACCAUAAUGAAAGGAAAGUGACCUGCAAGCAUCCAGUCACGGGACAACCAUCACAGGACAACUGUAUUUUUGUAGUGAAUGAACAGACUGUUGCAACCAUGACAUCUGAAGAAAAGAAGGAACGACCUAUAAGUAUGAUAAAUGAAGCUUCUAACUAUAAUGUGACUUCAGAUUAUGCAGUGCAUCCAAUGAGCCCUGUAGGCAGAACUUCACGAGCUUCAAAAAAAGUUCAUAAUUUUGGAAAGAGGUCAAAUUCAAUUAAAAGGAACCCUAAUGCACCAGUGGUCAGACGAGGUUGGCUUUAUAAACAGGACAGUACUGGCAUGAAAUUGUGGAAGAAACGUUGGUUUGUGCUUUCUGACCUUUGCCUCUUUUAUUAUAGAGAUGAGAAAGAAGAGGGUAUCCUGGGAAGCAUACUGUUACCUAGUUUUCAGAUAGCUUUGCUUACCUCUGAAGAUCACAUUAAUCGCAAAUAUGCUUUUAAGGCAGCCCAUCCAAACAUGCGGACCUAUUAUUUCUGCACUGAUACAGGAAAGGAAAUGGAGUUGUGGAUGAAAGCCAUGUUAGAUGCUGCCCUAGUACAGACAGAACCUGUGAAAAGAAUUACCUUUAAUUUCCGAGUGGACAAGAUUACAUCAGAAAAUGCACCAACUAAAGAAACCAAUAACAUUCCCAACCAUAGAGUGCUAAUUAAACCAGAGAUCCAAAACAAUCAGAAAAACAAGGAAAUGAGCAAAAUUGAAGAAAAAAAGGCAUUAGAAGCUGAAAAAUAUGGAUUUCAGAAAGAUGGUCAAGAUAGACCCUUAACAAAAAUUAAUAGUGUAAAGUUGAAUUCUCUGCCUUCUGAAUAUGAGAGUGGGUCAGUCUGCCCUGCUCAAACUGCACACUACAGACCAGUCAACUUAAACAGUUCAGAGAACAAAAUAGUCAAUGUUAGCCUGGCAGAUCUUAGAGGUGGAAAUCACCCCAUUACAGGGCCCUUAUACACAGAGGCUGAUCGAGUCAUACAGAGAACAAAUUCAAUGCAGCAAUUGGAACAGUGGAUUAAAAUCCAGAAGGGGAGGAGUCAUGAAGAAGAAACCAGGGGAGUAAUUUCUUAUCAAACAUUACCAAGAAAUAUGCCAAGCCACAGAGCCCAGAUUAUGGCCCGCUACCCUGAAGGUUAUAGAACACUCCCAAGAAACAGCAAGACAAGGCCUGAAAGUAUCUGCAGUGUAACCCCUUCCACUCAUGACAAGACCUUAGGACCUGGAGCAGAAGAGAAACGGAGGUCCAUGAGAGAUGACACAAUGUGGCAGCUCUACGAAUGGCAGCAGCGUCAGUUUUAUAAUAAACAGAGCACCCUUCCUCGACACAGUUCUUUGAGUAGUCCCAAAACCAUGGUUAAUAUUUCUGACCAGACAAUGCACUCUAUUCCCACAUCACCUUCCCAUGGGUCAAUAGCUGCUUAUCAGGGAUACUCUCCUCAACGAACUUACAGAUCGGAAGUAUCUUCACCAAUUCAGAGAGGAGAUGUGACGAUAGACCGCAGACACAGGGCCCACCACCCUAAGCAUGUCUAUGUGCCUGACAGAAGGUCAGUGCCAGCUGGCCUGACUUUACAGUCUGUUAGUCCCCAGAGCCUCCAAGGGAAAACGCCAGAGGAGCUUACACUGCUGCUAAUAAAGCUGAGACGGCAACAAGCCGAACUGAGUAGUAUCCGGGAGCAUACGUUAGCACAGCUCAUGCAGCUAAAGCUUGAGGCCCACAGCCCAAAGAAUGAAAUUCUUUCACAUCAUCUCCAAAGGAACACCAUAUAUUUGGAUCAUCAGAUGAAAGAAAAUGAACCUAUUAUCACCAUGGUUCACACAAUGAUUGAGAACUCGGCGCUAAGACCCCAACUGUACCAGCAAUUCUUAAGACAGAAGAACAAGAUAAGUCUAUAUUGUCUGUCACAAGAUGAAGGUAGAGGCACAUUAUACAAAUACAGACCUGAAGAAGUAGAUAUUGAUGCCAAGUUAAGCCGAUUAUGUGAACAGGAUAAAGUGGUGCAUGCUCUGGAAGAGAAACUUCAGCAGCUCCACAAGGAGAAAUACACCCUUGAGCAAGCUUUGCUAUCAGCCAGCCAAGAGAUAGAAAUGCAUGCAGAUAACCCAGCAGCCAUUCAGACAGUGGUGUUACAAAGGGACGAUUUACAAAAUGGACUGCUUAGUACGUGUCGAGAACUUUCUCGAGCCACUGCCGAAUUGGAACGAGCAUGGAGGGAAUAUGAUAAGUUAGAAUACGACGUGACUGUUACCAGGAACCAGAUGCAAGAGCAGCUAGAUCACCUUGGUGAAGUUCAGACGGAAUCAGCAGGAAUUCAGCGAGCACAGAUUCAGAAAGAACUUUGGCGAAUUCAAGAUGUCAUGGAAGGACUGAGUAAACACAAGCAGCAAAGAAGUACUACAGAAAUAGGUAUGAUAGGAUCAAAGCCUUUCUCAACAGUUAAGUACAAAAAUGAGGAAGAGGAAGUAGUCCCACCUCGUCCUCCACUUCCUCGGUCCUAUGACUUUACAGAGCAGCCUCCCAUAAUCCCCCCUCUGCCCAGUGAUAGCAGCUCCUUGCUCUGUUAUAGCAGGGGCCCAGUUCAUCUGCCUGAAGAAAAGAAGAUGUAUCAAGUUCAAGGAUAUCCAAGAAAUGGAUCUCACUGUGGUCCAGAUUAUAGACUCUACAAGAGUGAACCAGAGUUAACAACAGUGGCAGAAGUUGAUGAAUCUAAUGGAGAAGAAAAAUCAGAACCUGUUUCAGAGAUAGAAACUUCAGUUGUUAAAGGUUCCCAUUUUCCUGUUGGAGUAGUCCCUCCAAGAACAAAAUCACCAACACCCGAAUCUUCCACAAUAGCUUCAUAUGUAACCCUGAGGAAAACUAAGAAGAUGAUGGAUCUAAGAACGGAAAGACCAAGAAGUGCAGUGGAGCAGCUCUGUUUGGCUGAGAGUACUCGACCUAGGAUGACUGUGGAAGAGCAGAUGGAAAGAAUAAGAAGACAUCAACAAGCGUGCCUGAGGGAAAAGAAAAAAGGAUUAAAUGUUAUUGGUGCUUCAGACCCAUCACCCUUACAAAGCCCUUCAAAUUUAAGGGAUAAUCCUUUUAGGACUUCUCAGAUUCGAAGGAGGGAUGAUAACAUUAAGGAACUGGACACUGUCAUUAGAGAAAAUUAUGUAAAGCCAGACCAUGAAACUCCUGCAGCAGAAAUUGUUCAACUGAAAGAAGAUGAACCCCAAAAUGUGGACUUCAGCAAAGAGUUAAAAAAAACUGAAAAUAUUUCAUAUGAAAUGCUUUUUGAACCUGAGCCAAAUGGUGUAAAUUCUGUGGAAAUGACGGAUAAAGAAAGAAACAAAGAAAAAAUGCCUGAGGAUGUUAUAUACAGCCCUCAAGAUGAGACACAGAUCACAAAUUACCAACCAGAAGAUCCUCUUGUUGAAGAAAAUGCAAAGAACAAUGUUGUCGUACAGGAAGAAACUGUUAUUUCUUACGAAUCAACUCCUGAGGUUUCUAGAGGAAAUCAAACAAUGGCAGUGAAAAGUCUUUCCCCAUCUCCUGAGUCUUCGGCAUCGCCUGUUCCAUCCACUCAGCCACAGCUCACAGAAGGAUCACAUUUCAUGUGUGUGUAGUCUCAGAGAACUAUACUGACUUCUGUUGAAACCAUUCAAAGCUAAAGACUUGGACCUUCAGCAGUGUAAGAAGAUAUUGUACAGUAUAUUUUAAAUCUAUGAAAUUCAUAGUUCUGAUGCUUUUGGUCACAGAGCAUCAUUUUAUCACUUCUGGAAAAUGUUUAUUCCAAAACAGCUUUAAUGGCCCAUAUGUACACUCCGUAAUCUCAAGGUUAUUAUUCUGACACCAGCUUGCUGCUAUGAUUUCAGAGCACAUAAGUAAAGGUGCUUUUUAAUGUGCAGUCUAUUGCCAGAGCUUACUUAGUUGCUGAUUUCCAGAUUUCGGUGUUUCUUAAGUCUAAGUGAAUUUAUAUAUUUUUUUUUUGCUUUUCAUUUUCUAAAGUUAGUUAUCAUUUCCAAUGAAGCUUGUUUUCCUUUUUUUUUUUCUUCUUCCCAUUUUAGCUACUGCAGUGCUUUUGUUUCACACUAGAUUUGUAAAAAUUUUAUAUAUAUAUAUAUAUAUAUAUUUAAAAUGUGCCAUUUUAUUGCUAAGUGAAGUAUGUCCUGUUUUCUGCUGUAAUUCUUUCUCGGUCAGAUUGCAAUGUCAGCAGUUACUGCCACACUCCUGUCAGCUUAAACACAAAUGUUAUCACUUACCUUUUCUUAAAAAAAAAAAAAAAAAAAAAAAACAAUUAAAAGUGUAGGUAUUUUGAAGUACUGGGCUUAUACUUCAUUGGAAUACAUGUGUACAGCAAUAAGCAGGUUUUCAAAUCCAGUACUUAGUUUGUGUACAAAUGUAAUUAUGUUCAUUGUGUAUAUAUUAUACAAUGAGCACAUGUAAUGUAUUAAAGGCUACUUACUAUUGUUUAAAUGCAAAUGUUCAUAUCUCAUUUCUUUUUUAUCAUGUUAAAUAAAUGUUGAUGUUCUUAAA
Messenger RNA from Saimiri boliviensis boliviensis (Bolivian squirrel monkey), 4910 nucleotides. RefSeq names its product pleckstrin homology domain containing A5 (gene PLEKHA5). The record is from RefSeq and is a predicted model, not a curated record. Gene Ontology annotation, cellular component: cytosol. Gene Ontology annotation, molecular function: protein binding; phosphatidylinositol-3-phosphate binding; phosphatidylinositol-3,5-bisphosphate binding. Lineage: Eukaryota; Metazoa; Chordata; Mammalia; Primates; Cebidae.